AUGUUGAGUCUUUGUUACUGGAAUCACAGUGUUGAAGUCGUGUUGUUCUUAGAUCGUCGUUGGAGCCUUUCGGAGUUGCCAUUAUUGGAGCCGUUGUUACUGGAGUCGGAAUGGAGUCAUGUUACUGGAGUGCUGUUAGUGGAAUGGAGUCACGUUACUGGAGUACUGUUAGUGAAAUGGAGUCGCGUUACUAGAGUCGUUGUUAGUAAAAUUAAGUCGCGUUUACUGUUUUUGGCUAUAGUAGCUAGUCGUCGUUUAUGGAACCGUAUCAUUGCUGAAGUUUCGGUGUUUGGCCUUGUUAGUCUUCGUUGGUGU
Dentiscutata erythropus is the source of this 315-nucleotide messenger RNA. The record is from the annotation of a GenBank genome assembly. Lineage: Eukaryota; Fungi; Glomeromycota; Glomeromycetes; Diversisporales; Gigasporaceae.